Molecule: messenger RNA, 237 nt
Organism: Penicillium argentinense
Lineage: Eukaryota; Fungi; Ascomycota; Eurotiomycetes; Eurotiales; Aspergillaceae
Exons: 2
Coding region: 1-237 (78 amino acids)
Source: RefSeq, a predicted model, not a curated record
AUGAGUCGCAAUCUCUUCCCGGUCGUUAUCGCUAUCGGAGUCGGUGUGUUCACAGGUUACUACACCUUUCAACCCUCAUUCCAACAGCUCGCGAUUGACAAGGCACACGGGGGCAAGCCUUCUACUCCUCAGUUUGACACAGGAUCAGCCUCGCCUGCCAGUGGAGUUUCACCGAAAGUUCAUCCUCAAACCUCGAAGCCAGCGCCUGGAGAACCUGACGUUGAAAGGAGCAAAUGA